AUGGCGGUGUUCGGUUUGGUCUCGGCAGUAGCCGGGUUUGUUAAGGUGCGAUAUCUCAUUGACAGAGCCAUCAUCGAUAAUAUAAUAUUCAGAGCUCAUUAUAGAAUCACUUCUGCGAUUCUUUUUGCCUGUUGCAUCAUCGUUACUGCCAAUAACUUGAUAGGAGAUCCUAUAAAUUGCAUAGCGGACAAUGCGGUGCCAACUCAUGUGAUAAAUACUUAUUGCUGGAUAACGUAUACUUUCACGUUGCCGACGAAUAACAUGAAACAAGUUGGCACGCAAGUAGCUCAUCCUGGUCUAGGUGGAGAUUACAACGAGGAAAAACGAUAUCACUCGUAUUAUCAAUGGGUACCCUUCAUGCUCUUCUUCCAAGGUAUUCUCUUUUAUGUGCCGCACUGGAUGUGGAAGCAGUGGGAGGAAGGCAAGGUCAGAAUGAUAUCCGACGGUAUGAGGGGUGCCAUAGUCGAUAGCAAGCAGGAACGCGAGGCCAGAACAAACAAAUUGGUCGAAUACAUCCUAGAUACUUUGAAUUUGCACAACAGUUACGCCGCCGGUUAUUUCUUCUGCGAGGCACUUAAUUUUGUCAAUGUUGUUGGUAAUAUGUUCUUCAUCGACACCUUCCUAGGCGGAGCAUUUUUGACAUACGGUACGGAAGUCAUAACCUUUAGCAACAUGAACCAAGAACAACGUAGCGAUCCAAUGGUCGAGAGAUUUCCAAGAGUGACCAAAUGUACCUUCCAUAAAUUUGGUGCUUCCGGCACGAUACAGAAGCUCGACGCUUUAUGCGUGCUCGCUUUGAAUAUUCUCAACGAGAAGAUCUACAUCUUCCUGUGGUUCUGGUUCAUUAUACUGGCUGUGAUGUCAGGCCUAGCUGUUCUCUAUAGUAUGGCAAUCGUUCUUUUACCUAGCACACGCGAAACCAUUCUGAGGAAACGAUUCAAAUUCGGUUCGGCUUCAGAUGUCAGUACACUCAUCAGAAAAACUCAAGUCGGUGACUUCCUCUUGAUACAUCUGCUAGGUCAGAACAUAAAUACGAUGUUGUUUACCGAUGUUCUGAAGGAACUCUGUCGUCGAUUCCACAUUGGUUCAGGAAGUAGUGCAUCACCUACGUCCGUUCCAUCAGCACCGAGCACACUCGAGAUGUCACCAAUUUAUCCGGAGAUCGAGAAAUAUGCCAAGGACACGGAGAUCUAAGCUCUAGCUUCUAACGUUUACGUUUGCUAUACCCCAUAAGAAUUCCUCAACCUCCUUCCUUCCUUCCUUCCUUUCUUCCUUCCCUCCUCUAUUUCAAUUUCCUUAUUGUGAUAAUACCGUCGGUGCCUUUAAUGAGACAUCACGUUCAAAGUUUUCGUGCUACGAUAUGAUUUGUAUUUUAAUUUUGCUUAUAUAUAUAAUUUUUUUUGGGGGGGGGGGGAGGAAAGAAAAUUAAAAAAAAGAAAUUCUUUAAUUUUCUCAAUCAUCGAAGCACGAGGAGCUAAGAGUAGAUUUAUAUUAUUAAGAUUUGUAUUUUAAUCCCAAGCUCGAAUUAUUUAGAUUCUAAUUAGGAAAUUAAAUAUAUUCGUUCUAUCAAUUCAUUCCUUUUAAUAAUCAAAUCGAAAGAUAUGAUAUAUUUUCAGAUAUAUUUUCUUAUCGAGUAGACGACAAUAAACAGCGAGAACAAAAGAAGAAAUGUAAAAUUACUAAUGAAUGCUAAUUAAUCGAAGAAGCUAACAUUCGUUAUUUCUGUUCUUUCAUCCGGGAGGAUACAUUUCUGCAAGAAUUUAAUUAGCCAUUGGAAUCUAUGUAUAUGCGUGUGUAUGUACAUACACGUACACAUAUUGUAGCAGGUGAUAAGAAUUUUGUUGUUUGAUGUUUCGCAAGAUGAAAAAAAAGAAUGAGACUAAUCCUAAAGAUUUUUUUUUUUUUAUGUUUAAGCAACGAAG
Vespa mandarinia (Asian giant hornet) is the source of this 1922-nucleotide messenger RNA. It is a transcript of the gene Inx3, whose product is annotated as innexin 3. Gene Ontology annotation, cellular component: gap junction; plasma membrane. NCBI's taxonomy places the organism in Eukaryota, Metazoa, Arthropoda, Insecta, Hymenoptera, Vespidae. Gene Ontology annotation, biological process: phototransduction. Gene Ontology annotation, molecular function: gap junction channel activity. The record is from RefSeq and is a predicted model, not a curated record.